AUUUUUUCAGCUCUGGAUCGGAGAUUACUAGACACGCCAGUGCUUUAAGUGGGAAAUAUAAAAGUUUGCAGGCAAUGGCUUCAUAUAGCCCUAAACUGUUAGAAAAGAAAUACAAUAACUGGGUUAAAGCUCAGUUAGCUGUGUUGUUUACUAAAGAAGGAGUCGAACCUUUUGUUUGUAAUGAAAUGCAACAAUUUCAAUUGAAAUGUCUGCAUGAUAUAUGGUACUUAAAUGGCUUAUUUAGUGGGACAUGUUGUUCAAGUUGCUGCACGGAAAAUGUUGUUCAUUGCCCUACUGACACAAUUUGUAAAGUUAAGCAUGGGAAAUGUACGUAUCAUCGAAAUGUUGCGACAAGAUACAGUUCUUCUGGCUGUCCUAACAAGAUAUGUCAUAACUUCAAAACUGAAAUACACAAUGCACAUAGGUACAAAGGUCCGUCGUACAAAAAUAGUGAUGCCACCCAGUGGUGCAGUAAUUACUGGGAAGUAGCAAAAUGCUUCAUGCCCCCAGAUGGAUACAGAGAAAAGACAUCUGCAACAGAAACAGACUUUAAUGGUAUUAUUAGCGUUAUCCUUAAUUACAAAGACUUCCAGGGUAAAAUACGUGAAAACCUCAACAAUAAGAAAAAUAUUUUUGAAGAGGCGAGAGUAAUUGGAAGAAAUAUGCGACAUUCAUCAAAACUUGAAGUAGAAGAUUCAGAUCUCCAGAAUUACUUUCAACUAUUACAGAAACUACUUUCUGACCCCGCGUAUUUAGGUACUGACACGCAUGCGCAGAAUGCUAAGCAGAAACUUAUUCAGUUAGAAAAUGACACUCUAGUCAUUGGUAAAAAUGAUAUAAGAAAAGUGCUAGACGAUGUGGCAACAGUAAUUCAAGACAAGAUGAAGGCUGGAUUAGAUGAUCAAUAUGACAGAAUUAAGCUAGAAAUGAUUAGAAAAGAACAAGAAGAUCUUCUAUCUCUUGAGUCUAAAACUGCCGUGGGAAUGACAAAAAUACAAGAUAAAACUGAUGCUUUAGUGAAACGAUUAAAUGAACAAGGUGCUAAAGAACGGACGGGCCUAACUGAACUGGGAGAGACGUUACAAAAAGAACUGAAGACAGCAAGUAAAGCCGAGAAAGGAGAACAGUAUAUUGAUUCUAAACAACAUGAAACAAAGCAGGACAGACAGAAGAAUGGAAACAUUUUUCAGAGGUUUUUUGAGAGGAGACGUUAUCACCGGAUGAAAACAAAACUUCAAGGCGACCUGAUUAAAUUCUACAGACAAAGGUGUAGUUCAAUACCUCUCUCACCGCUUCUGGAAGAAAUAGAGACACCUUUAGCUGGGUUCUAUGUGAUGCCAGAUUUAGUCGCCGUAAAGCAGAAGUCCCUAACUUGUCAUGAAGAGGAAAGAACUCCGAUAAAGUCUUUGAAAGACCUGUUUUCAACCGGAAGUGGAGAUCAACAAGCAAUUUAUCUAUCAGCUGAUGCAGGUUUUGGAAAAACUGCUUUCUCAAAAUAUCUUGCAAUCACGUGGUGCCAAGCUCAUUGUCGUGAUGAAAACUACGCCUGUUUUAAGGACGACGAGUUAAAGACGUUAUUUGACUUUAAGUUCUUAUUUUUGGUUUUAUUAAGAGACUGUACCUCUGUUUGUAACAUUGACGAUAUGAUCGAACAACAAAUUACCAAGAAACUUCGUCCCUCUGCAUCACUAGAUGAAGUUUUACGUAGAGAAAAAUGUUUGAUUAUAUUGGACGGUCUUGACGAAUGGACACACCCUGAUAAUAGUUGUGGCGAAGUAACAGAAAAAAUCCCACAUCGGUACGUACCUGAUAAUUGUGUUAUCCUAACGACAACCCGACCGUGGAAGCUCGGAGUUUCAAAUCUCAAAACAAGUCAAAUAAACAAAAAAGUAGAAUUGGUUCAAUUAAGUGCAGAUUCUACGCGGCAACUAGAAGAAAAUGCUAUAAGGAAAAUGACCGGUGUCCAUAACGAUAGAGUAUUGAAGAGUAAAAGACAGGACUUUAAUAAAGUGAUACGUGACCGUCGCCUAGAGCACAUGCAAGUGAUUCCACUCCUCCUCAUGUAUAUAGUUUGCCUAUGGUGUAACAACAUUCCAAUAGGAAAUUCAAAACAUGAAAUUUACACCAAUAUCAUUGAAUUUCUAUUAUCGAGAACUUCAAAGAAACACCCGGAAGUUCAACCAUCUUGUGAAUCAUCUGCCAGUGAAAUUCCAGAAUACUUCAAAAGUCAUGAAUUUUGUAAAAAGUUUUACAGCCUUAUAAUAUCAUUAGCAGAACUAGCUUACCAAACAUUAUUUAAUGAAAAUAGAGAAAACACGCUUGUAUUUGAUAGAACAGUUGCUGAAAAAUAUCUCAAAGCAGACGACAUGAAAUUAAGUCUUCUCUCAGGAAUACUGUCAGAAAGUAGAAGUAAAACUUUAAUUAAAGAAAUUAUUAAAGUGUCGUUUUCUCACAAAACAGUGCAAGAAUUCUUUGCCGCCAUAUUUAUAAGUUCUCAAAGUGACGCUCAGAAAACUGUUGUAGAAAAAUGUAGAACUGUUCAAGAUAUUCUGGACAUGUCAAAAAUUUGUGAAUUUAUAAGUGGAAUGAAUGCUGACCGGAUGUGUGAAAUAUCAAAUGAUUUGAUGUCUGUGAUAAAUGAAGACGAGAAAACACGCGACUAUAGAACUAGGACAGGUGACGAGAACAUGUACAAUACUCCAUUGUAUAACAUACAGAAAAUGUUCAUGUCGUGUUUACAAGAAAUGCCUGAAAGUGAAAAUAUUCAAUUAUGUUUACAAGAUUUCUUCAUUAAAGAGGACACCGUGCACAGUAAGCAGUUACAACGUUUGUUAAAACAAAAUAAAACCAACAUAAAAUCACUUUAUAUAGACAUCAGAGAUACUUCCAGCAGUUUACGUGAAAUUAUAGAUUUAUUCUCUCUCACAGAUCUCAGUCAUAUACAGAAACUUUACUAUUCUGGUGACGAGGAGAAGGAGGCUCAGAUAAGUCGGAUAUUGUUUCCCAGUUUACAGUCCGUUACUUUGUUGUUUGGUACAUGGACAAAUGAUGAAGAAAAUCUGAGUGAAAACAUGGCGCGAUGUCAAAACUUACAAUAUUUAUAUAUUUACAACUUCACGUUAUCUCACAAAAUACUGGAAACAAUUUUCAAUUUUAUCUCCGGUCAAAAAUCAAUGAAAGAGUUAACAUUGAUGGAGUUACACUGUAAAGAACAUGGCCGCCAUGAUUGUAAGAGAUUGAACUUGGACUUGUCUCAACAUUCAACUCUAUCAGAGUUAUACUUGCAGUUGUUACCUGGGAGGCUACAAUUAAAUAUAUCAACACCGUCAUUAGUUAAUGUUGAGUUGUGGGACAUCAAUCUAGAUGAAAGUUCAUUGUUACUGUCACGUGACAUGUUGAAUAUUGAACGUGUGGUGUUGAGGGAGAUAGAAAUGUCUGCAGGAAGUUUACAGAACUUUAUUAUCGUGCUGGAAAAUCUGCCGCAGUCAGUUACAGUAAAGAUGAAAGACAUUAAACCGGAAACAGAAUAUGACAGUGUUAGAGAAAAUAUUCGGAGAUCACAAACUUUUCAUGUGAUAGACGACUGGAGGCUGGUUUGAGUUCAAAACAAUAAAACCAAGCAAAGAAUAGACACGAAAAAACAUUGUGAAAUAUAUUGAAGCCAUUACUUAAAUGAUUUUAAUUAAUAAAAACAAUUUAAUUAUGGACACUUAGAAACAAAAUGGCGGUUCUU
Messenger RNA from Ruditapes philippinarum (Manila clam), 3733 nucleotides. RefSeq lists its product as uncharacterized. Lineage: Eukaryota; Metazoa; Mollusca; Bivalvia; Venerida; Veneridae. The transcript is spliced from 5 exons. The record is from RefSeq and is a predicted model, not a curated record. Bases 75 to 3599 code for a protein of 1174 amino acids.